Messenger RNA from Nannospalax galili (Upper Galilee mountains blind mole rat), 1741 nucleotides. RefSeq names its product ZFP69 zinc finger protein (gene Zfp69). Gene Ontology annotation, molecular function: RNA polymerase II cis-regulatory region sequence-specific DNA binding; DNA-binding transcription factor activity. The coding region runs from base 2 to 1702 and encodes 566 amino acids. NCBI's taxonomy places the organism in Eukaryota, Metazoa, Chordata, Mammalia, Rodentia, Spalacidae. The record is from RefSeq and is a predicted model, not a curated record. The transcript is spliced from 5 exons. Gene Ontology annotation, biological process: regulation of transcription by RNA polymerase II.
GAUGCUGCAGGGUCACAACAAACUCUGGAGGGUAGGCGAUUAUCAGAAGACCACACAACUGAGAAGCCUGUCAUCAGAAGUUCCAGCAAUUGCCCCACCAGAAGCUGACACCCCCAGUGAGGCAGGCACCAUCAUGCCUCAGCAGCUCCUCAUCACCCUGUCCACGGAGACCAGCACCUGGGUGAAGUUGCACAGUCCAAGGAAGGCGAAGAAGGGGGCAUCCCUGUGGGGAAAUGGGACUAAAAUGUUUGAAGAAGCUCUGCCAUCUAAGGAUGCUGAUGAGGCCCAUCGAGAAAGUUCAGAGGAUGAAGUGACCCCUGGGCUCCUGGCAGCUGCAUCUCAGGAACUGUUGACUUUCAAGGACAUAGCUGUGGACUUAUCUCAGGAAGAGUGGGGGCAACUGGCUCCUGCUUACCGGGAUUUGUAUCGGGAAGUAAUGCUGGAGAACUACAGGAACUUGGUGUCAGUGGGGUAUCAACUUUCCAAGCCUAGUGUGAUUUCCCAGUUGGAGAAAGGAGAAGGACCAUGGGUGGCAGAGAGUGAAAGUUCAGAAGAUCCCAUUUCAGCCAUGAAGAGUAAAAUAGAAACCAAUGAGUCAACUGCAGAAAAUGACAUUUCCCGGGAGCAGCUAUACCAUGGCAUCAUGAUGGGAAGGCUCAUAAAGGAUGAUCGAAUUUGUUCCAAAUUGAGAAAAGUCUCCAGAUACAAUGAUGCAUUAGAAAGGCACCGGGAAACCUGUGGGAAAGAUGGGAGACAAGCCAUUGUGACUCACAAAAGGAGAAACCAAAAGAUUAACAAAUUUGGGAAAAAUACUGUGAAUUCAAAUGUUAUUUUAGAACAGAAGCACCAUAAAUACAACCCAGCUAGAAGGAAGAACAAAUAUAAAGCAGAUUUGAUUAAUCGUCCAGUAAGUUACCUAAGAACCAAAAUGUACAAAUGUAGUACAUGUGAAAAAAUGUUCAAACAACCCAUUCACCUUACUGAACACAUGAGAAUUCAUACUGGUGAGAAACCUUUCAGAUGUAAGGAAUGUGGAAGGGCCUUUAGUCAGAGUGCAUCUCUUAACACACACCAGAGAAUCCAUACAGGUGAGAAACCCUUUGAAUGUGAGGAAUGUGGCAAAACCUUCAGACAUCGCUCAUCACUUAAUCAGCAUCAUAGAACUCACACUGGGGAGAAACCUUUUGUAUGUGACAAAUGUCAGAAAGCCUUCAGCCAGAACAUUAGCUUGAUCCAACAUUUGAGGACUCAUUCUGGAGAAAAACCCUUUAUUUGCAAUGAAUGUGGGAAAACUUUUCGCCAGAUUAGACACCUUAGUGAGCAUGUAAGAAUUCACACUGGGGAGAAGCCCUAUGCAUGCACUGCCUGUUGUAAAACAUUCAGUCAUAGGGCAUAUCUCACUCAUCACCAACGAAUCCAUACUGGGGAGAGACCCUACAAAUGUAAGGACUGUGGAAAAGCUUUUAGGCAGAGGAUUCACCUUAGUAACCAUAAAACUGUUCAUACAGGAGUGAAAGCAUAUGAAUGCAACCGUUGUGGAAAAGCCUACAGGCAUGAUUCAUCCUUUAAGAAACACCAGAGACAUCACUCUGGAGAAAAACCUUAUGAAUGUAAUGAAUGUGGAAAGUCUUUCAGCUAUAAUUCAUCACUGAGCCGGCAUCAUAAGAUACACAGGAGGAACACGCUCCGAAAUAAUGUGUAAAAAAAAAAAAAGAUACAUGAGAAAAGCCAAAUCUAAGUU